Molecule: messenger RNA, 1100 nt
Organism: Melitaea cinxia (Glanville fritillary)
Lineage: Eukaryota; Metazoa; Arthropoda; Insecta; Lepidoptera; Nymphalidae
Product: cytochrome b5-like
Exons: 1
Coding region: 191-580 (129 amino acids)
Cellular component (GO): membrane; intracellular membrane-bounded organelle
Molecular function (GO): heme binding
Source: RefSeq, a predicted model, not a curated record
UAUAAAAUUCACUCAUAAAGCAGAUAACGACGCGUGCGACGAGUAGGAGGGGAGCUCGCCUGCUGAUGCCUCAUUCAACUACAAUCGACCUCGAGUCGAGUCGACGCGUGCGAGUCGACUUGCUGUUGUAAGUUUGUUGUAAGUCAGCGAAAUAUAUCGUAUUUGCGACGCAUCUAAUUACGCCCGAAUAAUGUCCGAAAUAAAGCGUUUCACGCGCGUGGAGAUUCAAAACAGAAACUCGAAGCAGGAUGCUGUGUUUAUCAUAAACAAUGAAGUGUACAAUGUCACAUCGUUUUUAGACGAUCAUCCCGGUGGACACGAGGUGCUACUGAACGUCGCUGGUAAGGACGCCAGCGAAGACUUCGAUGAUGUCGGUCAUAGUACGGACGCCAAAGAAAUGAUGAAGAAAUACAUAAUAGGUGAACUUGUAGAUGAAGACAAGGUUGAAUUAAAGAAACGUACUUUCAACUGGGAAGAACAUAGCAAGGAGAAUGCGAAUACCAGUUUUGUAAGCUCAUGGAAGUUCCCUGUACUGCUCGGCCUUCUUAUGACUAUGCUCUAUACGUAUCUGUUCGGUUAACAAACAUCAACACGGCGCGAUAUCACGUUGUUUCAAUUAUCUCAAUGAUAGUCGAGAACAUUCCAUGCUGAACGAAAUACCAAAAUACAAAUGAUUUAAAAUAUAGACUUAAUUGCGUGAGUGAGUUGCAAAUGUCGUUGUUUGCGAAUUGGGUAUAAAAUAAACUAGAGUAAUUAGUUAAUUGCGGUGAGAGAGGGUGUUGAUUUUUACAUAUAUGUACAUAAAUAUUUAUUUACUACCAUAAAUUUUUAUCUUGUCGAUUAUUUAGAUGUUUAAGAAAAUGUGAAGUUUCUUUAACUGUUUAAAAACGAUAUUGCAUGGCAAGGUGACAUCUCUGUCUGGACUCUGGUCUUUGUACUAUUACUAGCAAUCAGAUGAUUGGUUAGGUGUAUAUAAACAAGAAACAAGAACCAUGGAUCACUUUAUACAUUUGAAUAACAUUAUGUAAAAAGCUGCUUAUUUAAUUGUGCUGUAUUUUUUAUGUUUUAUUUUUUUUAAUAAAGUUUUAAACUGUGAUCAA